Jaculus jaculus (lesser Egyptian jerboa) is the source of this 2422-nucleotide messenger RNA. It is a transcript of the gene Capn10, whose product is annotated as calpain 10. Bases 30 to 2030 code for a protein of 666 amino acids. Lineage: Eukaryota; Metazoa; Chordata; Mammalia; Rodentia; Dipodidae. Gene Ontology annotation, biological process: proteolysis. The record is from RefSeq and is a predicted model, not a curated record. Gene Ontology annotation, molecular function: calcium-dependent cysteine-type endopeptidase activity. Gene Ontology annotation, cellular component: cytoplasm. The transcript has 12 exons.
GCCGCAGAUGGGAGGCCAGAGCGGCGACGAUGCGGGCGGGCCAGGACGGGGCGCCGGCGCGGGAGCUCUUCCGGGACGCCGCAUUCCCCGCCUCGGACUCCUCGCUCUGCUUCAACUCGUCCACGCCGCUGGCCCAGUUUCGGGAGGACAUCACGUGGAAACGGCCCCAGGAAAUUUGUGCCACACCCCAGUUGUUUCCAGAUAACCCAUGGGAAGGACAGGUGAAGCAAGGACUGCUGGGAGAUUGCUGGUUCCUGUGUGCCUGUGCUGCCCUGCAGAAGAGUCAGCACCUCCUAGACCAAGUCUUCCCUCCAGGACAACCAAGCUGGUCUGAACAGUCAUACCGUGGCGUCUUCACCUGUCGUAUUUGGCAGUUUGGACACUGGGAGGAGGUGACCAUAGAUGACCGUCUGCCUUGCCUUGCAGGGAGACUCUGCUUUUCCCGGUGCCAGAGAGAGGAUGUGUUCUGGCUUCCCUUACUAGAAAAGGCCUAUGCCAAGGUCCAUGGGUCCUAUGAGCACUUAUGGGCAGGGCAGGUGGCAGAUGCCCUGGUAGACCUCACUGGCAGCCUGGCAGAAAGGUGGAGCCUGAAGGAUGUAGCAGGAGCCAGUGACCAGCAAGACAGAGCCAGUGGCCGGGAGCAUAGGACUUGUCGGCAGCUGCUUCGCCUGAAGGACCGGUGUCUGAUCAGCUGUUCUGUGCUCAGCCCCAGAGCAGGUGCCAGGGAGCUGGGGGAGUUCCAUGCCUUCAUCGUCUCAGACCUGAGGGAGCUCUGGAGUCGGGGUGGCCAGGGUAUCCUGCUGCUGCGGAUACAGAACCCCUGGGGCCGGCGCUGUUGGCAGGGGCUUUGGAGAGAGGGGGGCAAAGGGUGGAACCAGGUGGAGCCAGCAGAGGAGUCUGAGCUGCUGUCCCAACUCAAGGAGGGAGAGUUCUGGGUGGAGGAAAAGGAGUUCCUAAGGGAAUUUGAUGAGGUCACCAUUGGCUACCCUGUCACAGAGGCUGGACACCUGCAGAGCCUCUAUACAGAGAAGGUGCUGUGCCAUGCACGGUCACUGCCUGGUGCCUGGGUUGCAGGGCAGUCGGCUGGAGGCUGCCGAAACAACAGUUGCUUUCCCUGCAACCCCAAGUUCUGGCUGCGGCUCUUGGAACCCAGUGAGGUGUGUGUGGCAGUUCUGCAAAGACCCCAGAGGUGCUCAGUGGGCCAUCUCCGGGCACCGAUGGGUGCCAGCCCCACCCCAGGAAGCCUCCCAGGCAAGGACUACCAGGCCGUAGGUCUGCAUAUUUGGAAGGUGGAGAAGCGGCGAGUCAGCUUGCCCAGGGUCCUGUCUGCACCCCCUGUUGCUGGUACCACAUGCCAUGCAUACGACCGCGAGGUCCACCUGCGCUGUGAGCUCUCCCCAGGCUACUACCUGGCUGUCCCCAGCACUUUCCUAAAGGACAUGCCAGGGCAGUUCCUCCUCCGAGUCUUUUCCACUGGGAAAGUCUCCCUCAGUGCCGUCAGGACAGCCUCCAAGGGUGCCUCCCCCAGAGCAGCCUUGCCUGCAGGCGAGUGGGAGACCAUGCAGCUGCGGGGCUGCUGGAGAGCUGGCCAGACAGCAGGGGGCAGCAGGAACUUUGCUUCCUACUUCCGCAACCCCUGCUUCCCCUUCUCCAUCCCUGAGGGUGCUGGUGCCCGCUGUGUCCGCAUCACCCUGCACCAGCACUGCGGGCUCAGUGACAGCCAGCUCCACCCAAUUGGCUUCCACGUCUUCCAGAUGCCAGCAGGUGGUGAGGACAAGGACACACCCUCCCAGCUGCUCCAGGAGCCUCUCCUAAGCUGUGUGCCCCAUCGCUAUGCCCAGGAAGUGAGCCGGCUCUGCCUCCUGUCUGCGGGGUCCUAUAGAGUUGUGCCUUCUACCUACCUACCAGACACAGAGGGUACCUUCACCAUGACCAUAGCUACCAGAAUAGACAGGCAGUCCAUUCACAGCCGGGAGAUGCUGGGCCAGCUCCUCCAGGAGGUCUCCUUCAUGGCAGUGAUGAAAGCCUAACCACAUUCUGUCCUGUGCACCAGCUCAGGGCUAGGGCCAGGGGAGCUGCCACUUCCAGCAGCUGGCAUCCACAUGCAUCGCCAGCCAGUUCUGAACCUAGGCUGCUUCUCUACUCUGGAGUUACAGCUGAGUCUGGGGCCUAAGUAAGGUGCUGUGCCCGGGAUGGAUACCAUCAUGAGGUCCAGCAAGUGCUGCAGGAGGGGCAGGAGCUCCAAGUGCCGUCUGUGUUCCCCAUCUGAGACCAAACGAUUCCAGGGUCUCAGGGCCACAUUUUCUCGUGAUAGCAGAGGCAUUACACCAGGUGGGGCAUAUUGAGACAAAUGUUAGAAACUGUUUAUUACUUGAAAUAUUUUUAGGAUGUGAUUUUAUAAAUAAAUAGGAGAAGUUAUGAA